Auanema sp. JU1783 is the source of this 1677-nucleotide messenger RNA. NCBI's taxonomy places the organism in Eukaryota, Metazoa, Nematoda, Chromadorea, Rhabditida, Rhabditidae. The record is from the annotation of a GenBank genome assembly.
AUGCAGGCUGAAAGAAGAAGUAAUUUAUUUUCAAUAUGGAACAGGCUCAAAAUACCCUCCAUCAGCACAUAUUAUGCCAUCAGUUUAGUUCUUGUUGGCAUUGCUGUAGCUAAUGUGAUGCAUGAGUUCCAAAGUAAACCUGAGAUCAGAACUUUACUUGAGGAAGAAAUUAAAAACUUAUCCACGGGUUGGUUAUCAGAUUUGGAUAUCAAGUCCAGAGAUUAUAUUUCCUCAAAUGUUUUCAUUCAAUCUGCAUAUUUGAUGUUUAGCAGUCCAUAUCUAUUAAUCAUAGCCGUCAAUACUUACUUCGCCUUUUUUUCCUUAACCGCCAAAGCAUUAAUUAUUUUUUUCUGCAAAGAGUUAUCUAGACAGGAAGAACAAAUUGUUCGACAGGGAUUUUUUUCUUUCGUACUGUUCAGUGUUGUAUUUAUGUCUGUGGUUGGCGGGGCCAAUCCUGGUUCACACAUUUUCUGUUGGCUCCUCUGGCUUGGCUUCCAAGGCUUCAUGACGGCCAUGCACCAAGUUACAUAUCAACGAUUCAAAUUUGUCGCACCAUCUUCAGGUGUUACAGGUGGACGACUUUCAUGGCUCUGCUUCCUCUUAUUUAUAGUAUCCUAUGCCAUUUUCCAUUCUGUAGUACGUUACAACCAGUAUUUUUCAAUCAGUCAUUUCUUAUUCCUCUUUGUUGAUUGUUUGUUGUCGCUCCUUCGUUCGAUACAUGGCCUGUUGCGAUGUCUAUCAGCCUCGGAAAUGUUCAGUGCUUCACCUGACUCUGUCCGACAUUUCAACUAUUGGCUUGACUUGGGAAUAGCUAUAGCCAUAGAGUCAGUUCAAGCUCUGAAUUAUUUCCAUUUAACCUUCCAUUCACCUUUGGGAUUCAAUUUGACCUGUCUAUUUUUCUUGUAUCAUAUCAAACAGUCUUUCGGUUCUAUAAUAAGUACUUGGAAUCGUCAUUUGAAACACAAAAUGAUUUUUAAUCAUAUUCUUAACACCUAUCCCGCUGAAAAAGCUCCUGAAGAUGAUCUUUGUAUUGUUUGUUGGGAAACUUUAGGAGCAUCGAGAAGACUACCAUGUCAUCAUAGGUUUCACGAAUGGUGCCUCAUGUGGUGGUUAGCACAAGAUGCUUCUUGUCCUACUUGUCGAAGAGUAGUGUCAUCGCCUCAGCAACCAAUGACUCCAGUCUCUAACACAACCACUGUCAGAAUAGGGGGAGGGAAUGGUUUCUUCCGAUUCCCUUCGUUCGCAAUUGAGUUUCAAACUGGCGGAAGCGUUUUUGGCCCACUGCUAAGGCGGCAGUUUGCACCUCAUGACGAUUCUCAACUGAUGGGUAUGGCCCUACAGAUACGAGAAAUGUUCCCUCAGUUAUCGAUUGAGGCUAUAAUAGCAGACUUACGAAUUAGUGGUUCAACCCAAGCCACAACAGAGAACAUUUUAGAAGGUCGUGUUGGGUUUGUUGGAGCUCUUCCUGGAGAUGAGAGCGAAGAAGAUGAUGACGAAGCUCAUCUGGAAGAUAUGAGUUCCAGUGAGGAAGAAGUCAUGGACCUUGAAGUAGCUUUGGAUGAAGAAGCCACCACAGAAUUUGGCCGUAAAAGGUCAGCUAUGAUAGCCAGAUAUAGAAAGAAGUAUAUUGAGUCCUCUAAAGGAGCAGAUCUUCGACGAAAAGGAAUUACCUCUUAA